AUGGGUUCUUCAUCGCACAAGGAGAGAAAGGGGGCGGCCGCAGUCGUCGGCCGUGAGCUUGCUGCAGUGCUUCCCAACGAUCCUCGACCAUGGUAUCGCACGCCUCAUCUUCUCAAGCUCAACCUCCUCCUCUUGAUCCCUCUCGUGUCAUCCGGCGCAAUUGGCUACGAUGGAUCCAUGAUGAACGGUCUUCAAACACUCCCUCAAUGGCGACAAUAUUUUGGCAACCCUCAAGGUGCCAUGCUCGGAGCCAUGAACUCGGUCUACCCUGCCGGCAAAGUAGUUGCCCUCUUCCUCGUCACCUACGUCUGCGAUCGAUUUGGUAGAAAGACUGCCAUGGCGAUUGGCGCCUUGACAUGUGUUGCAUUUGCCAUCAUGCAGGCUGUGUCGCAGAACCUUCACACGUUCAUUGCCGCGAGAGCUAUCCUCGGAUUUUUCACCAGUUUCCUAGCUCAGCCUAGCCCUAUCCUCAUUACAGAGCUUGCGUACCCGACGCAUCGUGGCAAGCUGACAGCCCUCUACAACACUUCUUUCUACCUGGGUGGUAUCAUUGCCGCGUGGUGCACCUUCGGAACAUUCAAGCUCGACACGACGUGGAGCUGGAGAAUCCCCUCUCUUCUGCAAGGAGCUCUCCCCGCUCUUCAGCUUCUCACGAUCUACUUCCUCCCCGAAUCGCCUCGAUGGCUCGUCGCACACGGUCGAAGGGAAGAAGCUCGAAAAAUCCUGGCCGAAUACCAUGCUGGAGGUGACUACGAUGCCCCUCUUGUCCACUUUGAGAUGGCAGAGAUUGAGGGUGCUUUGACGCACGAGGCCGAUGCCAUGUCGCAGAACUCUUGGCUCGAGCUUGUCCGUACACCUGCGAACCGCAGACGUACUCUUAUCGCUGUUAUUGUUGGUUGGUUCGCUCAGUGGAACGGCAUCAACCUUGUCAGCUACUACCUCGUCCUCGUUCUCAACACUAUCGGCAUCACCGAGGUCAAGGACCAGACUCUCAUCAACGGUCUGCUGCAAAUCUCCAACUGGUUGGCUGCCAUCUUCGUUGGUGCCAUGUUGGUCGAUCGUCUCGGACGCCGAACCCUGUUCCUCACCUCGACAUGUGGAAUGUGCGUCUCAUACAUCAUCUGGACCGCUCUUAGCUCUCACUUUGCUUCGACAAGGAGUGAGGAAACUGGCCGAGCUAUUGUUGGUUUCGUCUUCAUUACUUUCUUCUUCUACGCCAUUGCGUGGGCUCCUCUGCUUCAGGCUUACAUCGUCGAGAUUUACCCCUACACUCUUCGCGGUCGUGGUGUUUCCAUCAUGUACAUCAGCACCUUUGUCGGCUUGGUGGUCGGAAACCAGGUCAACCCCAUCGCCAUGGGCAAGAUUGGCUGGAAGUACUACAUCGUCUUCUGCUGCAUCUUGGCCAUGCUCAUUGUUGUCAUCUGGUUCCUUUUCCCAGAGACCAAGGGUCACACGCUUGAGGAGAUCCAAGAAGUGUUUGAGGGCAAGAAUGGUGCUCUCCACGCUGGAAAGCUUGCGGAUAUCGAGGGUGGAGAUUUGGAGAAGGAGAACAAGAAGGACAAGGUUGAUCAGGUUGAGCUUGCUUAA
Fusarium vanettenii 77-13-4 is the source of this 1587-nucleotide messenger RNA. RefSeq lists its product as uncharacterized. The record is from RefSeq and is a predicted model, not a curated record. The transcript has 5 exons. Gene Ontology annotation, biological process: transmembrane transport; carbohydrate transport. Lineage: Eukaryota; Fungi; Ascomycota; Sordariomycetes; Hypocreales; Nectriaceae. Gene Ontology annotation, molecular function: carbohydrate:proton symporter activity. Gene Ontology annotation, cellular component: membrane. Bases 1 to 1587 code for a protein of 528 amino acids.